Zingiber officinale is the source of this 1780-nucleotide messenger RNA. Its product is annotated as cytochrome P450 71A1-like. The record is from RefSeq and is a predicted model, not a curated record. Lineage: Eukaryota; Viridiplantae; Streptophyta; Magnoliopsida; Zingiberales; Zingiberaceae. Gene Ontology annotation, molecular function: monooxygenase activity; oxidoreductase activity, acting on paired donors, with incorporation or reduction of molecular oxygen; iron ion binding. Bases 54 to 1601 code for a protein of 515 amino acids. The transcript has 2 exons.
GCAAUAUCGCGGGCAGGGAUCCUCUGGCCCCGGAUCCCUGCCUGGCUAGCAAAAUGGUUACCAUGCAGCUGUCACUUUUGUGGCCACUGCUCCUCCUCCUCCUCCUCCUCCUCCUCCUCCUCUUCGUCUUAUUCUCCGGCCGAGGGAAAGCCAACAAGCUCCUCCUCCCCAACUCGCCUCCGGGUUUCCCUUUGAUUGGCAACCUCCAUCAGCUCGGCAGCCUACCGCACCGCUCCCUUGCCUCGCUCGCCCUCCGCCAUGGCCCUGUUAUGCUCCUCCACCUCGGCCAACUCCCCGCCGUCUUCGUCUCCUCUGCCUCUGCUGCUUCCGAGGUCUUGAAGACCCACGACCUCGUUUUCGCCAGCCGCCCCAACUCCACCAUCGCCGACCGCCUCUUCUACCGCUCCCAGGACGUGGCCUUCGCCAAGUACGGCGACUUCUGGCGGCACGUCCGCCGCGUGUGCGUCCUCCACCUCCUCAGCCUCCGGCGCGUCCGCUCGUUCCGGGCCAUCAGGGAAGAGGAGGUCGCCCUCCUCGUCUCCGGCGUCCGCGCCACCGCCGGAGGACCGGCUCCCGUCAGCGAGAUGAUCACCGAGUUCACCAACAACGUGCUGUGCCGGGUCGCCUUCGGCCGGAAGCAGUUCCUGGAAUUAGGCGGCGGGGAGAAUGUGCGCAAGAUGUUUGCGGACUUGACGACGCUGUUGGGGGAGUUUCCGGUCCGAGAUUUUGCGCCGUCGCUGGGUUGGAUCGACUACCUCGGCGGGUUGGAUUCGAGGGUAAACAAGACCGCGCUCGAAUUCGACGGCUUCAUCGAAAAAGUGCUCCUGGAGCACGAGACUAGAAGACGGAAGAGCAACGGCGACGGCGGAGACGCGACGGUGGCGGAUUUCUUGGACAUUUUACUAUCGUCGGAGGCCGCAGAGGGCACUACGCUGAGCAGAGACACCGUCAAGGGCAUAAUCUUGGACGUGUUGACCGGUGGAACUGACACCACGUACACUACGAUAGAAUGGGCAAUGGCGGAACUCAUCAAACAUCCUCAGAAGAUGAGAAUCGCACAAGAAGAAAUUCGCAGAGUCGUCGGAUCCAAAGAAGCCAUCGCAGAAGAGACAGUCGAAGCGAUGGAAUACUUGACGGCAGUGAUCAAGGAGGCUCUCCGAAUGCACCCUCCUCUCCCCUUGCUGGUUCCCCACGAGGCGAUGGACGACGCCGAGAUCCACGGCUUCCUCGUUCCCAAAGGCACCAGAGUCGUGAUCAACGCCUGGGCCAUCGGGAGGGAUCCCGAUUCAUGGGAGCAGCCGGAGGAGUUCAUCCCUGAAAGGUUCCUGAGGAACGAUAGCACGGCGGUCGAUUUCAUGGGACAGCACUUCCAGUUGCUACCAUUCGGAGCAGGCCGCAGAAGCUGCCCCGGAAUCACCUUCGCCGUCGCCACUGCCAGACUUGCUCUGGCGAACUUGCUGUGCCAUUUCGACUGGGAGUUGCCGAACGGGAAGAGAGGGGAGGAGCUGGACAUGGACGAAGAGUAUGGGGUCGCGGUGCACAAGAAGUCGAGUUUGAUUCUUGUAGCGAAGCCUCGAGAGAUGCGGCGGCAGCAGCUGUAAGGAGCUGCUGGUGAACUCUAAACAUGAUUAUGCUAUAGUUUAUGAUAAAUAAGGGCCUUGUAAACUAAUAAAUUUACAAGAGCUUUCACAUUGGUCAGUCUUACAACAAGUUACCUUGAUGUUAAAACCAAUGUGAAUAAAUUAUUUUAUGUAAUAAAUAUAUUUAAAAAUAAUAUUAU